AUGCAGCUGACCAACCUCUUCUGUCUCGCCAGUGUCCUGACAUCCGUGUCAGCAGUGACCGUAUCCUACGAUCCAGGCUAUGGAGAAGCUGGUCGUGCCAUGACAUCCGUCGCCUGCUCCGACGGUUCAAACGGUCUCAUCACACGCUACAAGUGGCAGACUCAAGGCCAGAUUCCCAAGUUCCCCUACAUCGGCGGCGCGCAGGCCAUCGCUGGAUGGAACUCCAAGAGCUGUGGUACAUGCUGGAAGCUUACCUACAAGGGCAAGAGCAUCAAUGUCUUGGCCAUUGACCAUACGGAUGCUGGCUUCAACAUUUCUCCUGCGGCGAUGAAUGCUCUUACCAACAACCAGGCUGUUAAGCUUGGCCGGGUUGAUGCGACUGCUACUCAGGUAGCUGUUACCAACUGUGGUUUGAAGAAGUAG
Molecule: messenger RNA, 423 nt
Organism: Fusarium venenatum
Lineage: Eukaryota; Fungi; Ascomycota; Sordariomycetes; Hypocreales; Nectriaceae
Product: Cerato-platanin
Source: RefSeq, a predicted model, not a curated record